Molecule: messenger RNA, 1391 nt
Organism: Apis cerana (Asiatic honeybee)
Lineage: Eukaryota; Metazoa; Arthropoda; Insecta; Hymenoptera; Apidae
Gene: Fer1
Product: 48 related 1
Biological process (GO): developmental process; regulation of transcription by RNA polymerase II
Molecular function (GO): DNA-binding transcription factor activity, RNA polymerase II-specific; RNA polymerase II transcription regulatory region sequence-specific DNA binding; protein dimerization activity
Source: RefSeq, a predicted model, not a curated record
AUGUAUUCCAUGGACAAUCUCGAACUGGAUAUGAUGAAUCGACAGUACAUGUACGAGGCUCAUGGGUUUCUUGGGAAUCCAGCGAUUCCAGCUUUGCCGCCGCAUUGCGGAGCACCUACCACAGCCACGUUACCUUCUAUUCCCUCCCAAUUAGCUGCACAUCCUGCUGGAAGUACUGGAAGUACCAGCGGUAGUGAAAUUUAUUUGUAUGACGAAAAUAGCAGCGAUAAUGAAAGUGCUUACAGUAGUGAUCAGGAGAAUCACACCAGAGAACGAAGUCAAAACAAUAGAAGAAAUGGGGCGUCGGGAAAAAGUCCGAGGCAAGCAGUGCAACAAAGACAGGCCGCCAAUAUGAGAGAGAGGAGACGUAUGCAGAAUAUAAAUGACGCCUUCGAGGGUCUUAGGGCCCACAUACCUACUCUUCCUUAUGAAAAGAGGCUCUCUAAAGUAGAUACGUUAAAAUUAGCAAUUGGUUACAUUAAGUUUCUUAACGAAUUGGUCAGAGCUGAUAAGGGUAACGAUCCUCUGACGGGAAAUAGUGGUCUCUCAAGAUGUUCUGGACGAGAUGAUUCGAAGAAGGUCAUAGUUCGUGGCAGUGAAGGAAAUCCUUUCAUUUUUCAUUCCUUAUCAUGGUCCAGGAAAUCGGAUAUCUCUCAGAAUGGGACGAUGUAUGCAAAAGUAUGGACCCCGGAGGAUCCAAGAACAUCAAAAAAUGGCUCGACAUUCGAAUAAAAUUUUCAUCUCUUAAUUAAGUCACGUCGAGCCUUGUGUUAUUUAGUAUUUAAGGACAAACAUUCCUAGUCGUUAUUUUACUUUUUUUUUGAUGCUGAAUCAUUAUUAACAAUCAAACAAAAGAAUAAAAAAUUUGUUAAUAUAUAAGAAGAUUACAUCAAUUAAUUUUUUUGUGUCUCUAGUCGAUUUUAAUGUGAUGGACAAUAUCAAUUAAAUUAUUAUUGUUAAUAUUUAAUAACCUUAUGAACAAAUAGUUUAAUUUUUUAAAUUAAUAUCUAAGAAGUCAAAUUUAAAUAAGAAAAAUUCUUGUAAAAUAUGAAAUUGUAAUAUAAAUGAUAUAUGUAUCUUCUGUUAAGUUCCUCUUUAAAAAUGCUCAAAAUCCAAUGAAUUAACAUUACAUAACAUAUGAAGAAAGAAAAACAAAAUACGAAGAUUCUGUCGGAUAUUUUUCUUCUUUUCCUUUUAAAUUGUAAGUGAUCAAUUUGACUUUUAAUUUUUCUGGCAGAAUUCAUGUUAUAAUAAAUGUAUAUAUAAAGUGCGUAAAAAAAUCUAAACAGAUAUCGUUUGUACGUGACACGUGAACAUGAAACAGAUUGUUUGCUAUUAAAACAACGUGGUUGUCAUUGAAGCCAAAUAAAGUAGAUUCUUGAAGUUUCAAA